AUGGAUACCAUCGUUGCAGGCGACAUGAACGCCCACCACCUCCACUGGAGAACAGACCGACCAAGCUCAAGAUGCGGUACGAAACUCGCUGAGUGGGCAGAAGAACAAGGGCUUCUUCUCCUUAACGAACCCGACAUAGACACAACCCGGUCGGCGCCUCAUCGACGUGCAACCACAAUAGACCUAGCAUUCUCCAAUAUUGACCAAGCCGCCGCGGUUGUGGAGGAAUAUCUCACAACAGGCUCACUGCAUUACACACCACUACUCGACAGCCACGAGAACAUUGAACGAACAACGUCCUCACUCACAGAUAUUAUCGAGACGGCAAUCCGAACGUGCGGCCAUCGUCAAAAUAACCACAAGGCCGGCAAAAACCCCUGGUGGAACGAGGAAUGUGCAAACACGCUACUAGACUUCCGGGUGCUCUGGCGUACGACUGAGAAUCCAACGGGGGAGGAGACGCAACGCGCGCGUAUCUGUUUCAAACGAAUAGUUCGUCGGGUUAAGCGAGAUUUCUGGCGUGGGAUCAUCGCGAGCAUCACAUCACCGGAUGAUGUUUAUAAAGUCACACGUUGGCUUAAGCCUCGGCAGCGGAUAUCCCCACCCCCCAUUCGGGUCGGCGAGCAGAUCUUCUCGACCAACAAAGACAAAGCUCGAGCCCUUGGCCGGGCCAAACUCGCACGGCGUACAGCUAGCGACGAUAUCGUCGACCCUUGGUCUAUACCUGUUACACCGGAAACCUCAAUUCCCUUCGACCAAAAAAUCUCCUACGAAGAGACACGAUUCGGGCUCCUUAGCACAGGCAACACCUCCCCUGGCGCCGACGGUAUUACAGUACACAUGCUUCAGAAACUCUGGCCAAUAGUAGGCCACCUCGUCACAGACAUCUACAACGCGUGCCUGCAGCACGGCUACUGCCCACGCGCUUGGCGCACAGCCGAGGUAGUGAUGAUCCCGAAGCAAAACAAACGCGACCUCACAGAUCCAGGGACGUGGCGACCAAUCUCUCUACUCUCUUGCCUAGGCAAGGGUAUGGAACGGAUCAUCGCCAAGCGGAUGUCACACCUUGCCAUCAAAAACAAGAUACUUCACCCGAAUCAAGCUGGCGCCCUGCCCCAACGAAGUGCUACAGACAUUGCUGCCGCGCUUACACACGAUGUUGAGCAAGCACGACGCAGAACGACCAAGAGAGUCGCCACGCUGGUGACGAUGGAUCUACGUAGGCAAGGUUGGCCGAUCUUCCUUAUCCGCUGGCUCGCAACGUUCCUCGCAAGUAGGUUAGCAAACGUUCGCUUCGAAGAUGCUAUUGCGGAAGCACUGGAGCUCCUGUGUGGCAUUCCGCAAGGCUCUCCUCUCUCUCCAAUCCUCUACCUGCUGGCGACAGCGGCGCUGUACAAGCUCCCAGGCGCCACGCAACGAUACGGUUACGCCGACGACACCGCCAUGCUCUUUGUUGGAGAGACGCUGGACGAGACUACCGCACAAGCGAACGCCGCAAUCGCGGCAAUGGAAGAGUGGGGGCGAAGCGAAGGCUUCGCCUUUGACAUCAACAAGACAGAAGUAAUACACUUCACAAACCAGAAACGAAGCAGUCUGCCACCCAUCCGACACAGGGAUCGGACGGUCCGACCGAAACCAGCGAUGCGAUGGCUUGGCAUCUGGUUUGACGCGCGCCUCAACUUUAGUGUCCACGUGUCAAAGUGGGCAGCGAAAGCUAAAAGCGUUAUAUAUCACCUGCGAAGUAUGAGCAACACUGUUCGCGGCAUCUCAGCUGCUGCGGCACAAAGUCUGGUCGCCAAGAGCCCUGACGAGUUGAGAAUUUGGCCACCAGCUGCCCCACCAGAUGCAGCCCUCUAA
Beauveria bassiana ARSEF 2860 is the source of this 1857-nucleotide messenger RNA. Its product is annotated as reverse transcriptase, RNaseH. NCBI's taxonomy places the organism in Eukaryota, Fungi, Ascomycota, Sordariomycetes, Hypocreales, Cordycipitaceae. The transcript has 5 exons. Gene Ontology annotation, molecular function: catalytic activity. The record is from RefSeq and is a predicted model, not a curated record. Bases 1 to 1857 code for a protein of 618 amino acids.